AAGGGGAUGGAGCACGAACUACACAAGACCUCGCAGUAUGUUCAUUGUCUGCCGUGCAUGGUGACUUGCUUAUCGAAUCCAAAUGUAUGAUCACUGUAGGUGAGACACCCUGUGCAUCAAAGCUCAAGCAGCAGUUCACAGCUUUAUCUUGCUCCAUAGUGAAUUAUAAGGAGCCGGCAACAUUACGGACAGUCGCGUUCUAGGUCUCCCGGCGCGUAAUUAUCUUCUCUUGAAGGUUAGCUAUUAAUCUACAUGGCAGGCGACGAAAAGCUGAGUGGAGCACUUGAUGCUGCUCAAGGCGAAGAUGAAUAUGACUCCGCUUCCGAUGAAGACUUCAAUCCGGAUAGCGCACCUCAAGAUGAUGUCUCGAGCUCUUCCGAGGACGAAGCUGCUGCGAAUCAACCGUCUGCAAAAAGCAAGAAGCGGAAAAAUGAUGCCGAACUAGACUCUGGCGACGAGGCCACCAUACAAGCUAGACGCAAGGCAACAAAGAAGAGGAAGAAGGGUUCUAAAGAAGCCGGGGGGGAUGACGACGACAUUGUGGUCUUCUCCGACGAUGAAGGCGGCGAAGGAGGCUUGAUCAAAACACGGGCUCAGAGACGGACUGAACAGAAAGAGCAUCGGAAAUUGGCAAAGGUUGACGGUGCUACUAUUGAUCUCGAAUCCGUCUGGGCACGAUUGUCGAGUGCGCCUGUGGGUCGAGCCGUCGAGCAGGUCGCUUCGGAGAACGAGGAUGGCAAGGCUCAUGAUAAACCGGUGAAUGUCGAGGAUAGUGAUGACUAUAUGACUGUCAAGCGGACGUAUAGGUUUGCCGGGGAAGUUCACACGGAAGAGAAGCGAGUACUGAAAUCUUCAAAAGAAGCGAAGCUAUACCUAUCUCAGCAAGAGGAUAAGAAGGAUGACUCGGAAAAGGAGAAUGCUGACUCCAAUGGUCCGGAUGAAGUCGUAGAAGGGCCACCACCUGUUGUUCGGCCCCCGAAGCGUCCAUCUCGCUUUGAACCGAACCCGACUGGCUACGUAAAAAAUCUGGAUCCCAAGUACCAGCGAUUCUGGCCACGAAGAGCACCCGUUGCUGGAACCGAUCAAGCAGGCAUUGUUCCGCAGCCACCACAGCAAGUCAGAGUUCUCGAUCCUAAAGCGCAGAAAGUCAACACGGUCGACAAGUCGCGACUCGAUUGGGCUGGGUUCGUGGACAAAGAAGGAAUUGCAGAUGAAUUGGACGAGUAUGGAAAAUCCAAGCAAGGCUACCUUGCGCGUAUGGAUUUCCUACAAAACGUCGACGCAAAGCAAGAAGAUUCAAGGAGAGAGGCGAGGCUGGCCACCCAGACCAAGCCACAGCCAGCAGUCGUGGAAUAAAGAUUUCUGGAG
Molecule: messenger RNA, 1368 nt
Organism: Pseudovirgaria hyperparasitica
Lineage: Eukaryota; Fungi; Ascomycota; Dothideomycetes; Acrospermales; Acrospermaceae
Product: BCNT-domain-containing protein
Exons: 1
Coding region: 253-1356 (367 amino acids)
Source: RefSeq, a predicted model, not a curated record